Gongylonema pulchrum is the source of this 1356-nucleotide messenger RNA. NCBI's taxonomy places the organism in Eukaryota, Metazoa, Nematoda, Chromadorea, Rhabditida, Gongylonematidae. The record is from the annotation of a GenBank genome assembly.
AUGGCAGCCCGCCGAUCGGAUGAGCCGUCGUCGUUCACAUUAAUUGAUUCAACUGUGUAUCCAGAUACAAAGUACAAGGAAGAAGUGCUUUGGAGCCCGAAAAAAGGCUUCGAUGAUGCCACCGAAUAUCAGCUUCUUGCUAAACUGGACGAAGAACGCAGAAGGCAAGCAAUCUUCAGCAAAGUGGAUGAUUACCGAAUACAGCUUGAACAGGAGCGUAUCCAAAAUGAUCAACUAAUGCACGAGAACGAACGCCUCCGUCAGCAAUUCGACGCAAACAUUCGAGAAAAAGAGCGAGUCUAUCGAACUCGCGAACGGAACUUGGCACAGUACUUGAGUGAUGAGCAGAAGAAAAUGAUGGACCUAUGGACCGAAUUACAACGCGUUCGUAAGCAGCUGAUGGAGCACAAAGAGCAAACGCAACACGAUCUAGAAAACCAGCGAAAUGAAUUCAUCCGAGUGAUUCGAAAUGUUGGCGGCCUGACCAGACAACUUAAUCUCACUGGCGUUGAGGGAACAUAUGGUGGCGUAACGGAACCGCUGCUUAUUGAAAGUGGCCGCGCAGGUGUUGGAAGUGGAACGAUUAGUCAAGAUAAAGUACUCAUUGAAGCAAUCAGGAGAAUCCGUGAAAGUCAGCAAACUGCUGGUCAACCAGAACUUCAGCUUCUUAGCGACCUCAGGCUGGCCAGCGCAGCUGCUGGUGAUGGCGACUUGUACAAUGAACUCAUGAAAAAAAACAUUGAGCUUGAGUCGAAAGGCGACGAAGCGCAGCGCAAAACUGCUGCACUGGAAGCAGAGCUCAGAAGAACCAAAGAACGCCUCUCCGACAAUCAGGCGGCACUUCGUAAGCUACAUGAAUUAGCUCAGGAUGCCACACGCGGUCCAGAACGAGAGAAAAGAGCUCGUUCGCUCUCACCAGGAGGCACACCCCUUCCGCCUUCAGAAGCCCUUCGCACUGUCCGCAACAUAAUCCGCAACAAGGACAGCGAAAUUCAGCAACUGGAACGAAAAUUGAAGAUUGUUGAAAACCAAGUCAAAGAGUUUAUGAACAAAUUCGAACAUGCAGAUGAGGCCCGACGAUAUCUGGACAAACAUUUGGCUGAUAGCAAACGCGAUUUAACAGUCCAGCUCAAAAGUCUGGAUGAUGCAGAACGCCAAAUAAGACGUCUUGAAGAACGUUUACGUGCCGCUGAUUCAGAGAAGGCGGCAGCCGAAAAAGCAAGAAAAUAUCUUGAAGAAGAAAUCAACAAACUUCAUCAGCAAUACCAAAAAGCGACAGCGGAAGAAGAAAGAAAAGCUCGUGACAAGGAGCAUGAAAUCAACCUUGGGCUUGAGGAAGAAUAUAAAAACCGGUAG